GGUCAGAUUCAUAACUGUUGAUUGAAAUGUUUUAAACUGGGAUAUAAAGUUGUGAUAAAGUUCUUCUACAGGAAAUAUUGGAUAAAUUCGUUAUGAGACACAUUGAACUAAUGAACAGCAGAAUUUCCUGGUUGUUUCUGGUUUUAAUAGUGAGAUGUUUGAUUGUAAAAGGAUGUUCGAACCCCAGCAUGGCUGUUCAUGAAGCUCCGCCCCAUGGGCUGAGAUGAGACUUUUCAAAAUCUGAAAGCGGUUUGUUUUAUGGGGUGGAGACUCAACAAUUACCUUACACGUGUGAGACAGUCGGGAAAGUCCCACGAGCUAAAUCUGAAUCAUUCUUUACGAAUCUCUGACUGGAAAUGAUUUGAACCACGCGGGCGUUUGAGUUCACGAGUUCGUUAAGUAUAGAGUCUCCAAUCCGGGGGGGAGGUGACCCAUGCGUGGAUCCGCAUGUUGUAGAGACUUCACCCUCUGGUUAUAAACCCUUCAGAUCAGAAUGAGUGAGAUUGGAAACAUUAAGUUUUGAGUUUAAGGCGAUAAACGUGGUUGACCUGGUUGUUCUUAUCGUGACUCUUUCGCCCAGAGGUGAUCGUUCACCUAUGAGACCAGACGAGUCUCCGCCUCACUCAGUGCUUGAGAGAAAACUUUGUCGAAGAGACUAAUAUGAGCGAGGAACCAGCGCUGGAAGAUACUAAACUUAACCAGGGUCAGACCAAAGAGGACCAUGCCCAGCAGCAGCAGCAGCAGCAGGAGGAGGAGGCGGGGGACCCGACGCGGUGCGCCGACGAAAACAAGCUGAAGGACGGUCAUGAAGCGACGCCGACCACCCGCCUGUACCGCCGGCGCUGGAUGAUCGUGCUCCUCUUCAGCUGCUACUCUCUGUCCAACUCCUUCCAGUGGAUCCAGUACGGCAUCAUCAGCAACAUUUUCAUGAAGUUCUACAACGUGGACGCCUUCACCAUAGACUGGAUGUCCAUGAUCUACAUGCUGACGUAUAUUCCCUUCAUUUUCCCGGUCACCUGGCUCCUGGACAAGCGGGGGCUGCGGGUCAUCGCGCUGAUGGCCACCACGCUCAACUGCGUCGGGACGUGGAUCAAGGUGGCCAGCGUCAAACCCAACCUGUUCGCCGUCACCUUCCUGGGCCAGUCCUGCUGCUCCCUGGCGCAGGUGUUCAUCCUCGGGAUGCCGUCGAGGAUCGCCUCGGUGUGGUUCGGCUCGGAAGAGGUGUCCACCGCCUGCUCCAUCGGAGUCUUUGGGAAUCAGCUGGGCAUCGCCAUCGGGUUCCUUGUGCCUCCCAUGCUGGUGCCUAAUGUGGACGACAUGGACAAACUGGCUCACCACAUCAGCAUUAUGUUCUACAUCACAGCAGGGGUGGCGACCUUACUCUUCAUCCUUGUUGUCUUCGUCUUCCAGGAACGUCCCGAACUUCCCCCGACUAAGGCCCAGGCCACAGCUCGUAGCAUCCCGCCAGAGCAGUACUCCUACACUGCCUCCAUCCUCAGGCUGCUGCGCAACAAGCCCUUCAUCUUCCUCAUCAUCACUUACGGUCUGAACGUAGGAUGUUUCUAUGCUGUUGGCACCCUGCUCAACCGUAUGAUCAUUGAGCAUUACCCUGGAGAAGAGGUGAAUGCUGGGAGGAUCGGCCUCACCAUUAUCAUUGCAGGGAUGGUCGGCUCUCUGAUCUGCGGCAUCUGGUUGGACAAGACUAAAACCUAUAAGCAGACCACUCUUGCGGUCUACUUCAUGUCUCUGGUGGGGAUGAUCGUCUAUGCAGCUACACUCAGUCUGGGACACCUCUGGGUGGUCUUCAUCACAGCUGGAUCUCUCGGGUUCUUCAUGACAGGUUACCUGCCGCUGGGCUUUGAGUUUGCUGUCGAGCUGACGUACCCAGAGUCUGAGGGAACGUCCUCUGGACUCCUCAACUGUUCAGCACAGGUGUUUGGCAUCAUAUUCACCAUCUGCCAGGGGAAGAUCAUCGACACCUUUGGCACGUUGGCAGGAAACAUCUUCCUCUGUGUCUUUCUUCUAAUCGGCACAAUAAUGACAGGUUUUAUCAAAUCUGACCUGCGCAGACAAAAGGCAAACCUCAUGGCCAAAGCAGCAGAGGAGGGGCAGAUGUCGGGACAAGACUACGGAGCCACGGCACUAAUCUCCCAGCCGCAGACUCCUCCCUCUCAAGCCUGAUCAAUAAACCUUUCUGCUUCCUGCAAAAAAACAAUCAUCAUCUUCAAAUCAUUGCUCGACACGCAGUCGCACAAAGGUAGGAGCACAGCUAUGUUGAUUACC
Paralichthys olivaceus (Japanese flounder) is the source of this 2283-nucleotide messenger RNA. The record is from RefSeq and is a predicted model, not a curated record. Lineage: Eukaryota; Metazoa; Chordata; Actinopteri; Pleuronectiformes; Paralichthyidae.